AUGAAGGAGCUCAAAUGGCCUGCAAGAAUGAGGUCACCACCCCAGUCCAGGGACAUGAGCAAAUACUGUGAGUUCCAUCGGGAUCAAGGGCAUACCACAGAAAACUGUAAAGCCCUGCAACGGGAGAUUGAAGCCCUUAUUAAAAUGGGACUUCUAAGUUCCUACGUCGGUAAUGAUAAACGUCCGAAAAAUGAUGGUGGUAGGAAAAGAGCUUCGGAAGCAAAAAGGGAUGGUCAACCCGCUUGUGCAAAAACACACUUAUCACCCGCUGCUGGAAUCAUCAACAUCAUUGUCGGGGGUAUUGCAUCAGGAGGAGAUUCGAACACUGGGCGGAAGCAGUAUGCCCGGCAAUACAUGACAACCUCAAAAGCACAUCAUGGUGACCUCGAGGACAUAACAUUUGGUAUGAAGGAUCUAGAGGGCGUAUCUUUUCCUCAUGAUGAUGCCCUAGUCAUCUCUGCAAUAGUAGCAAACUUUGAGGUAAAGAGGAUCUUAAUCGACAAUGGGAGUGCCGCUAACAUAUUGUCACAUGAAGCCUUCACAAAAAUGGGAAUCUCUCCCGAACAGUUGAAGACAGUGAAAACCCCCCUUCAAGGAUUCAGAGGGAUUGUCCGAUCAUCCAUGGCAUACAACGUAAUCCUGGGUAGACCAUUGCUUAAUAAGGUAAAAGCUAUUGUGUCCACCUUCCACCUCGCCAUGAAGUUCCCCACCAGUCAUGGCGUCGGGGUAGUACGCGAAAACCAAGCUGCUGCCAGACAGUGCUAUGUUACUUGUGUUCAGGAAAUAAAGAUGGACAUCAUGCAAGUCUCAGAAAAGGAGGAAGAGCUCGAGCAUAGGGGGAGACUCGCUCCAGUGGAGGAGUUGCUGGAGAUAGAGCUCAAGCAAGGAAAGAAAGUAACGGUUGGUCGAGAUCUAAAUACGGCCCUCAUGACCGAACUUAUUGACUGCUUAUCUCGCAACAUUGAUGUCUUCGCAUGGAAGGUGGAGGAUAUGCUUGGCAUCGACCCCGAGGUUGUAGUACACAGGCUCAACACUAAGCCCGAGACUCAUCCAGUUAAGCAAAGAAAGAGGCAGUUUGCACCGGAACGACGACGGGUCAUAAAGGAAGAAAUUAAUAAAUUGAUCAGGGCUCAGUUCAUCCGCGAGGUCAAUUAUCUUGACUGGCUCGCCAAUGUCAUCCUGGUAAAAAAGGCUUAUGGUAAAUGGAGAGUCUGCAUCGAUUUUACAGACCUCAAUAAAGCAUGCCCAAAAGACAGCUACCCCUUACCUCGAAUCGACGAUUUGGUGGAUAGUACGUCGGGACACAAAUUAUACAGUUUUUUGGAUGCAUUCUCAGGUUACCAUCAAAUUCUUAUGGCCGAGGAAGACCAAGAGAAGACAUCAUUCAUGGCCGAUUCUGCCAUAUAUUGCUAUAAGGUCAUGCCGUUCGGUUUGAAAAAUGCAGGAGCAACAUAUCAAAGACUUGUCAAUAAAGUUUUUGCAGGAAUGAUCGGGAGAAAUAUUGAGGCCUACGUCGAUGACAUGGUUGUAAAGAGCAAACAAGUGGGCAACCAUGUAUUAGACCUUGAGGAGGUGUUCGCCACGCUGUGUAAGUAUAGAAUGAAGCUGAAUCCGAAAAAAUGCGCAUUUGGCGUUGCCUCGGGAAAGUUCUUGGGUUUUAUGAUCACUCACAGGGAAAUCGAAGCCAACCCAGACAAAAUACGGGCGUUGGCAUCAAUGGAGCCACCUACAACCAAGAAGGAUGUCCAAAAAUUAACAGGCCGUGCUGCUGCCCUCAACAGGUUUAUGUCCCGAGCAGCAGACAAAUGCUUCCCCUUCUUCAAAGUCCUCAGGGGAAACCAAAAUUUUGAAUGGGAUGAGGAAUGUGAAAGGGCUUUUCACGAACUUAAGGAAACGCUGGCAUCCCAUCCUAUCCUCACUAAACCCGAGCAUGGUGAUACUUUGUAUUUAUACUUGGCCGUAUCCCAGAAUGCAGUAAGCGGUGUGCUAGUGAAAGAAGUUAACAAAGCCCAGCAACCCAUAUACUAUGUCAGUAAGGUCUUGCUCGAUGCAGAGACCAGAUAUACUUUGGCAGAACAGCUUGCUCUUGCAUUGGUUGUGGCAGCACGGAAGUUCAGACAAUAUUUUCAGUCUCACCCCAUAGUUGUGCUCACUAAUCAACCCCUUAAGCAUAUUACAAAAACCCAACGUUUCCGGCAGGCCUUGGCUAACUUUAUUGUAGAACUCACCCCAAGGCCUCGGGGGCCAGGGGAUAACUCAGACAAUCAUAUUUCAGACACUUGGAACAUCUUUGUUGAUGGAGCAUCCAAUUCGUCAGGUUCCAGAGUCGGGGUUAUCAUCACGAGCCCUGACAAACUCGUGGAUAUUCAAUGCGCACUCAGGUUUGAGUUUGAAGCUACCAACAACGAGGCCGAAUAUGAGGCCGUCAUCAUCGCCCUUGAGCUUGCCCGAAAUCUUGAGCUCGAGCAUAUCAAAAUUUUCAGCGAUUCUCAGCUUGUGGUCGGCCAGAUAGAAGAUACGUUUGAAAGGAAGGAGGAGAAGAUGAGUUUGUACUGUCUAAAAGUCCAUGAUCUCCAGCGACAAUUCAAGAGUUGCGAAAUCAUAAAAAUUCCUCGGGCUGAUAAUGGUAAAGCUGAUGCAUUAUCUAGAUUGGUAUUCAUGGGGAUCGAUGGGCUAGAGAGGAUAGUCCACGUGAAAUUGGUAAUGGAGCCUAGUAUCACUCAGGGAGUUGGAGUCAUGGACAUUGAUCAUGAGCCAUCAUGGAUGGACCCAAUUGCAGAGUUCAUAAAUAAUGGAAAUCUACCUGAGGACCCCUGA
Molecule: messenger RNA, 2817 nt
Organism: Olea europaea var. sylvestris
Lineage: Eukaryota; Viridiplantae; Streptophyta; Magnoliopsida; Lamiales; Oleaceae
Exons: 4
Coding region: 1-2817 (938 amino acids)
Molecular function (GO): nucleic acid binding; RNA-DNA hybrid ribonuclease activity
Source: RefSeq, a predicted model, not a curated record